This is a messenger RNA of Dreissena polymorpha, 1535 nucleotides long. Its product is annotated as tumor susceptibility gene 101 protein-like. Gene Ontology annotation, molecular function: ubiquitin binding. Gene Ontology annotation, biological process: protein modification process; protein transport; endosome to lysosome transport. Bases 58 to 921 code for a protein of 287 amino acids. Gene Ontology annotation, cellular component: ESCRT I complex. Lineage: Eukaryota; Metazoa; Mollusca; Bivalvia; Myida; Dreissenidae. The record is from RefSeq and is a predicted model, not a curated record. The transcript has 7 exons.
UUCGUUUAUAGCAAUCUUUAAUUUAUAUAAUAACGUGUAAGUUGUUCAUCGCAAACUAUGUCUUCGUUUGAACCGUUCUUUAAUUAUUCACUGAAGAAGUACAAAUAUCGAGAUGAUACCAAGUCAGAUGUUCUUCUUGCAAUCAACACAUUUCCAGGAUUGAAACCGCAUUAUGAGGACUAUGUGUUCAUAGAUGGCAGCAAUAUGAUGCUCCUGCAACUGUAUGGAACGAUCCCUACGAAAUACAACGGUAUCGUGUACAACAUCCCAAUCAAGGUCUGUCUAAUGGACACACACCCCUGCAGUGCCCCAAUUGUGUUUGUAACACCAACCGCCACCAUGCAGAUCAACUCUGGGCGUUACGUUGACCAGAACGGGAAAGUCGACUUGCCAUAUCUUAGGGAAUGGAACUAUCCCAACUCUGAUCUGCUGGGGUUGCUACAGAUCCUAUCGAUCGUUUUCGGGGAGGAGCCUCCUCUCUAUGCCCGCCAGGAAGCGAUCAAUCAGCCACCACCUCCCGUCUACCCCCGCCCACAACCAACCAAUCAGACGCCGCCUCCAGUGCCUGCCCGCUCACAGCCUUCCAAGCUUACGCCCCCUCCAAGAUACCCCACCAAGAGGACACCCAACCCUCCUGCAGGAGGUAAAAGGCAAGCUCAACCGGCCCCUUGCUCUAUGUCAAAUAUUGAGGACCAGACUACAGACUCUUCAACCAUUGAUGAGGAACUUGAUGAACUUCAAAAGCUGCAAGGAUUACUGAGGUGUAAGAUUUGCAAGGUUCGGCGCGUGGCGUUGGCCUAUCAGCCUUGUGGCCACUGUGUCGCCUGUUUGGAAUGCGGCUCCAAUGUUCAGAGCUGCCCAACGUGUCCCGAUAAUGGAGCAAACACGCGAAGGACGGUCAAGAUACUUUUUGUACCAUAAACCCAACGGAUUCUGCAGUAUGCAGUGUGUUUACAUUUACAUGUAUGACAGCCGCAAGUUUACUAUCGAAGAUUAUGAUACUGUCGUCAUGUACUAGUUUGCUAAUGAGGACGAUUUUGUAAAACGUCGGAUCAGACUUUCCUUAUAAUCAUUAAAUCUCACGUUUCAGAGUUCUGGGACGUAUGUAAAUGUCGCAAAGCAAUACUGCAAAUUUGAAUGUACAUGGCUUGUAUCGUGUUGACAGCAAAUCUCUUCAGUUAAUUAUUUUUAUAUUUGGAUGAAAUAUGUGAGAAAAUAACGGCGUAAUUCUACCGUUUGAUUUACAAAAAACAGAUAUGUUUAUUCGCUCCACUCUCAUACUUCAAUAUCUCGCCCAUUCCCCAGAUGAAGAUGAUGUCCUGGAGUAAACUGACACGUUCAUAACUCCGUAUAUUUAGUCGGCAGUUUAUUCAAGUGUUCGAACUGUUUUCAAACAUAAACCUUAUUAAAUACGUUUUAUUCAAAACAAAUACCAUUCAGUAAUUCGGUAAAUUUACCCGAAUGACGUUGACAGAAACUGAUCAUCAUAGAAUGUUUUAUGUUUACUGAAGAUUUAUUGCAUUUUUGAACCAUUA